AUGUGGUUCGUACGCGUUGCCGUCGUGGGCUCCCUGCUGUCCGCCGGCGUUGUGGUGAAGGCAUCCGCAGGCUGGCUCACCAACGUCCCCAGAGGAGAUGUCUGCGUCAACACUCCCCUCCGGGUCGUCGGCUGUCUGCCGCCCGUCAUACGCGAACUUGAGAUUCUCGACGGGCCCGCGACGUCGCCGUGGACGUUCAAGCCCCUUUGCAUCAUGCCCGCCGGCCUCAAGACGCCGCUCUGCGUCUUCACGUCGCACGCCUUCGCCAACGGACGCGGAAUCUCCAUCGUCACCUCUCCCAGGAUCGCCUCCAACAUCCACAACCUCACCGCCUUUGCCCAGUGGGACACGCUGACGCAGGCCGGCGAGCUGGCGGCGCCGCCCUUUGAGGUGCGGGAGCUCCCCGGCCGCGGCAAGGGCGGCAUCGCCAACACGACGCUGCACCGCGGGGACCGCAUCCUCGCGGCCACGCCGGCGCUGCUCAUCGACAUGAGGGUGUACAGCUGGUUGAACGAAAUGGAUGGCAUCGAGCUGGAGAGGAUCGCGGUCCGCCAGCUGCCGCCCAAGGCCCACGAGAUGUUCUGGGAGCUGCACAAUGCCCCGAAAACGAAUUCCGUGCGCGACCGCAUCUCGAUCAACGCCUUUGCGGUGGAAGCUGCCGGCGGGCGGUUCUCGGGUGUCGUGCUCGAGACCUCGCGCUUCAACCACGAUUGCCGUCCCAACUCGGCGUACUACUUUGACGAAGAGACGCUCACGCACUACACGCACGCCGUGACGAACAUCUCUCCGGGGACAGAAAUCUCCCUCACGUACAUCAGCCCGCUCUCGCCACGGUCGCAUCGGCAGAAGAGCCUCGCGAGCACGUGGGGAUUCGGGUGCACCUGCAGCCAGUGCAGCAUGCACCCCAAGAUGGUCAAGCAGUCGGACCUGCGCGUCAACCACAUCCAGAACAUGACGCGCAUGCUCUACGGCUGGCACGAGCGGAUGGCCCUGGACCAGGAGCUGGCGUACGUGGACGAAGAAGUCGCGGCGGGCGCCAAGGGGGCCGAGGAGAAGAAGGUGCGCCUCUCGGCCAGGGCCAGGGCCCUGAACAGGACGAUCCCCCACCUCUCCAACCAGGAGGUCAUCGCCACGGCCGAGACCAUCAUCAGCAUGUUCCGCCAGGAGCGGCUGGACGUGUACAGCUCCGACGCGCACCUGCUGGCGGCCCUGGCGUAUUGCGCCGAGGGGCGCCGCUUCGACACCAUCAGGCAUGCGCAGCUGUCGAUUGAGACGGGGCUGAUACACGAGGGCCUCGACGACGAGUUGCAUUUCGACGUUGCCCAGCUGGCGAAAGACCCGACGACGGACCCGUGCUGGCCGAAGGCGGCGGCUGCGGCGGCGGCGGAGAACUCAACGGCAUCUGAGGAGGCGUCCAAGGCGUCCCAGGAGGGGUCUAAGGCGUCCGAGGAGAGCCCCAAGGUGACCGAGGAGAGCCCCAAGGCAUCUGAGGAGGUGUCCAAGGCGUCCCAGGAGAGCCCUAAGACGUCGACAGCUCACGAGCAGUAG
Purpureocillium takamizusanense is the source of this 1548-nucleotide messenger RNA. RefSeq lists its product as uncharacterized. The record is from RefSeq and is a predicted model, not a curated record. The coding region runs from base 1 to 1548 and encodes 515 amino acids. NCBI's taxonomy places the organism in Eukaryota, Fungi, Ascomycota, Sordariomycetes, Hypocreales, Ophiocordycipitaceae. Gene Ontology annotation, molecular function: protein binding. The transcript has 2 exons.